ACAAAAAAAUCUGCUGAUACUUACCAUGCGUUGUCAACGUCGCCGGUAUUCUGGACAACAAAAAACAAAUCCAUCAUAGCCGCAUUCAGUUUUAUUGCAGAUGUCCGUCCCACGAUGAUCUAUGAGUUUGACGCGUCGACGCUCAAGACUGUUGGAGCUCCUUUCAAAGGGCACACCAGUACUAUCAGUGGUCUAGCACUCUCAUCUGAUUGUGUUCUUCUCGCCAGCUCUUCCUACGACACCAUCAAGCUAUGGACCUUCCAAUCUCGCCAGCUCCUUGCCUCGUUCGACGUCCAAAAUACUCCAUUCACCCUCGUCCUCUCACCCGAUUCACGCCAGCUGGCUUACACGACCUUCCAUGACAGCAAUAUCUAUAUAUGCGGCAUUCCAGCCGACAUCCUUGCUAGCAUUGAGCUUGCAGAAGAACCACAGCCUAGUACCAGUAAAUCCAAACGUUCAUGCCGUGCUGAUCUACUCAACUCCGAUGCAACACGUCGUCCCGUGCGCUGUAAACCAGUGAUAACACCUGUCAUGUCUCCCAUGCCUCGACUUUUGCAUACAAGGGUCCCACAUACUUUCCUUCACUUUCUACGAAAACUCCUUCCCUCCUCUCAUACGGAUGCAGUCCCUCCUAUUCGCACUGAUGAGCCUCGUAAUCCCCUAGACUUCCCUGCUACAUCCCCACUACCUCGUCCACUCAUCAAACUAGACGAGAACUUCUCAACCCACACCAGCACCACCCACCACUCAGUCCUCCGCCGUCAAUACUCCCGCAACCCUCAAAUCCAGCUUACAUCGAAUGUCAACCUGGCGGCCCUUUCGGACAGAUCAUGCAUCGCUGGCUAUCGUCGAUGUUCCUCUCGCGCCGGGUAAACUGCGGUACGCUACAGCGGGCGCUCCCGGUGAUGACGAUGACCUGAUACGUGACGAAGACUAUGUUUCUCCUCCCUCCCCCCAUCCCGGCUCACGCCCAGGGACUGUGCAUGCCGGACAGCAUGGAAGCGGCCGGUUCUGCCUCUGCUUCUAACUGCUUUCAAACGUGUUCCCGGUAUCUCGUAACCGUAACCGUUGCUCCUUCCAUGCGUUGUCCUCCGUACACUUAUGUUGAAUUCAUGGUCACUAUACCCCCUAACGCGCUUGAGAUAUAUCAACAGUCCCUGAUGGUCGAUCCUGUUCAAACUCUACAGUGGUCCGA
Messenger RNA from Suillus subalutaceus, 1195 nucleotides. RefSeq lists its product as uncharacterized. The record is from RefSeq and is a predicted model, not a curated record. Bases 115 to 873 code for a protein of 252 amino acids. Gene Ontology annotation, molecular function: protein binding. The transcript is spliced from 6 exons. Lineage: Eukaryota; Fungi; Basidiomycota; Agaricomycetes; Boletales; Suillaceae.